Molecule: messenger RNA, 1650 nt
Organism: Dothidotthia symphoricarpi CBS 119687
Lineage: Eukaryota; Fungi; Ascomycota; Dothideomycetes; Pleosporales; Dothidotthiaceae
Product: cytochrome P450
Exons: 5
Coding region: 1-1650 (549 amino acids)
Molecular function (GO): oxidoreductase activity, acting on paired donors, with incorporation or reduction of molecular oxygen; heme binding; monooxygenase activity
Source: RefSeq, a predicted model, not a curated record
AUGGGACGCAUAGAACUCGUUCACAACAAAGCCCUAGUUGCUGCGCUUGGCCUAUUCACCCAUUACAUCCUCUAUGCAAGCGAAUGGGAUACAGAGAUUCCUCGAUUUCUCGCAACCUGGUUGCUUGCAUUCGGCGGUAUUGCAGCCGCCGAGUACACAUAUAACCCACAUGUUAACACCGUCGGCGAUGUCUUUGUGAUAACUAGCACUACAGCUGCUAUCUAUUUUGGCGCCCUGUCGGCAAGCGUUCUCAUCUACCGAGGAUUCUUCCAUCGCCUUCGAAAUAUUCCUGGUCCAUUCCUGGCACGUUUUUCCAAGUUCCACAGCAUCUUUGCCGGAGUCAUUCCAACAAACUUUCGAUACUUCAAGUCAAGCGAGGCGUUACAUGAACGAUACAAGACCGAUGUCAUCCGAACUGGCCCACGCGAAGUUACAGUUUACUGCGCAGAUGCCGUCCCACUUAUCCACGGUCCCAUGUCAAGGUGCAGCAAAGGCCCAUGGUACGGUGCGGUGAACUAUCUCAGCGGUGUAUCGCUACAGACAACACGUAGUAAGGAGGAACACAAACAACGACGGAAGAUUUGGGACCGCGCCUUCAACGCCAAAUCUCUCCGCGACUACGAGCCUAGACUAAAUCGACAUGCACUUGCACUGAUGGAGAAACUAAAGGAGCAAGCUAAGAAGCCAUCUGUACGCAUCACAAACUGGGCCAACUUCUACUCUUUCGACGUAAUGGGGGACGUUGGUUUCAAUCGCAGCUACGGUAUGGUGGAAAAGGGUGAAGAGGAUGCUAGCAUUAAACUCCUACACGAGAGCAUGGAACCUCUCAGUGUCUUUGGCCACGCCAACUGGGCGUUGAAUCUCGUAUCUCGUACAGCAGUUGGAUCAAAGAAGCUGUUAGACCAUAUUGAAUGGACAUCUAAAGCUUUGACUGAACGAGUAAAGUCCACGCCUAAGGAACACGAUAUCUUUGGCUACCUUAUCGAUCCAAAUGACCCGAAGGUUACGAUAGAGAUGGUUGCUGAUGCGCGUCUGUUGGUAGUAGCUGGAAGUGAUACCACAGGGGCCACUUUGAGUUUCAUCUCUUAUGAACUCUGCAAGAAUCCCGAGGUCCAGAUCAAACUUCGCAAAGCCAUUGAUGGAAUCAAGCCUGAGAAGUCGUUCCUCGAUGUGGAAGAUGUUGCGAACUGCGCAUUCCUCGACGGAGUCAUCAACGAAGCUCUGCGAUUGCACCCUGCUGUACCAUCGGGCGUCCAGCGUGAGACACCACCAGAAGGCAUCACCCUCCCCAACGGCACAUAUAUCCCCGGGAGUACCUUGGUUUGGAUGCCCAUCCACUGUAUCCAGCGAGAUCCACGUUACUUUGAAUCCCCACUCGAGUUCAUGCCUGAACGCUGGACUGACGAGAAGCCCGAGGCUAUCAUGGACAAGCGUGCUUUCAUGCCAUUCGGUACUGGUGUGUACAGUUGCGUUGGCCAAAAACUCGCGAUGGCGGAGUUGCGUAGCGUUGUUGCGAACUGGAUGCGCCUGUUUGAGAUGGAGUUUGCGGAAGGCGAGGAUGGCAGCACAAUUGUGAACGAGAGCCGCGACUGUUUCACAACUAACGUGGGCAAGGUGGAUGUCAAACUGACGCCGAGAUACGAGACUUAG